GCAUUAAAUCGCUUUGUGGCGAGUUGCUAGUUUGUUGAAGCUCUUACUUUAAUGUUGAAAGAGAAAGAUUUUCUUCGUUCAGAAGUGAAAGGAUCUGAAACAAAGGUAUUUGGUUAACAAAGAGAUCGAAACAAUCAAGUCAACUUGUUAUGUUUUUUUUUUGCCGUGCACAAUAACUCCAACGAAAGCAGAAAAUCAAGUUCUCCGUAGGCCAGAAAUUUUCUGUAAUUUCCAAGUAAUGAAUUGUCUGCUAAAAAGCUUGAAUUCUCAAAGACAAUCGAAUAUACUUUGUGAUGUGGUAUUGGUAGUAAAAAAUCAAGAGUUUCCCGCCCAUAAAGGCAUUCUGGCAGCGAAUAGUAACUAUUUUAUGGCGAUGUUCACGACGAACAUGGUGGAGAAAAUACAAACUCGAAUAGACUUGAAAGAAAUGGACCCUCUGGCUAUUAAAUCUAUUUUGGAUUUUAUUUACACUGGAGAAUUGAAAAUAGACGAAAGAAAUGUUCGGGUUUUAUUAGAAGCUUCGAAUUUUCUUUUUAUUUCUGCUGUCAAAGAUGCUUGUUGUCAUUAUUUGGGAAGCGUUCUUGAAGCAGAUAAUUGCUUGACGAUAAUGUCUAUCGCAGAUGAAUUUUUCUGCGAGAAACUUCAUCACAAAGCUUUAAAUUUAUUUUACAAGGAAUUUUUAACCAUAGCGAAACAUGAAGACUUUAUGAAUUUAAAUGUGGAUGAGAUGAUAGUGCUGCUGUCAAGCGAUGAAGUACGCGUCGAGAGUGAAGAUCAGAUGUUUGAAGUUCUUGCCAACUGGAUAUCAUACGAUUUGAAAGAAAGAAAGAAGCAUCUUGCACGACUUAUGCCAUUAGUUCGCCUGGAUUUCAUUGAACCAGGACUUUUAGAAAAUAACUUAAUGUAUAACGAAAUUGCAAAAGAUAUUUGUACUAGAUAUUCUAGAGAAAUGUAUGGACGCUUAGAGCCUGCAAAUCCAAGGAAAUCUUACAGUAGUGUAGAUGCCAUCUUGGUCAUCGGUGGUGUAGAUGAAACGAGGAUUUUGGAAACUGUUUCUUGUUAUAUUCCUUGUGUAAACAAAUGGUGUGAGCUUGGAAAGAUGAAUGUACCACGUUGGAGGCUGAACGUUACAAAGGCAGACUCGACAGUCUUCGCGGUCGGUGGUCUUCAAGAAGUUUCAACAACUCAAAAAGAAGUACCAUACAUGGAAAGAUACGACCAUAAAACCGAUCAAUGGGAAGUCUACCCCACUCCAAACCUCCCUUUUCCAGUCGACUGCAGUUUUUAUAAUGCCGUGGGGCUUGGUAGCGAAGUUAUUUUUAUCCAAAGUCUUGACUCAACUCAGCAGUAUCCGAGAUCGAGUGUAAUAAGCUUAAAGGAAACAAACGGGGAGCAUGUUUUUGCUCCUUUGGCGGCAAUUCCACGUAGACGUGCUGGUCAUUGUAUUGCUGCGCUUUCCGAUCACGUGUACGUCAUUGGAGGCUCGUUCCAGGCCAUUAGUAACGGUAGUCCUCUCGGUGAAAAUGCCGUCGACAGAUAUGACAGAGAGUCAGAUUCUUGGAGUACAGUGACACCAAUGAAUCAGCAAAGGUGUGACGCUGUAUCUGUUUCUUCCAAUGGUAAAAUCUUUGUAUUCGGUGGUUGCCAUGGCACUCAAGCAUUACGUUCAGCCGAAGUUUAUGACCCCGAAACUAAUCAUUGGACAUCUAUUGCGCCAAUGAGCACAUCACGAAUCAAUGCUGGAAUCGCAGAGCACUCUGGGAAGAUUUGGAUAAUCGGUGGGAAGAGCGGUCCAAGAGGGCCUAUACUUAGUUCUAUUGAGUGCUACGAUCCGUCCGCUGAUGAAUGGACCAAUGGUGCUUCUCUUCCUGAUAAAAGACAAGACUUUGUGUGCUGCAUGACAGGGGUCGCUUAUAGGACUGUCGCUUCAAUGAUAGAGGAACAAGAAUAGAAUAGGAUACUUUAUUUAACGUGGAACACAUACGCUUAGCUAUAUACUAGCUAGUUUACAGGUAGUCCACCUAAUGAUUAAUACAAAAAACGUACAUUGUAUAAGAGAUAUACGAUAAAAUACCAAUUGUUAUAAAGUUAAAUUACCGACAUGGAUUUUUUUAAAAAACACUUUCAUUCAAAGCAAGCUGGCUGUACAUAUUUAAGAGUGUUAAAAGAGACAAAUAUGUCUGCCUAAUUGAUUAAAGCUGGUAUAUAGCUAUUUCAAAAAACGUUAAAGGGGCGAACGGCAAAUGGCGAUCAAUGAUUAGCGAUUGUCGACCGAAAGGUGCAGUAGGCAUGCAUCUAAACAAGAUUAAUCGAGGUGUUUUAAUUGGUUUCUCGACUACUACUCAAACAACAACAUCUGUGUUAUUGGCAAGAAUAACAAGAAAUUUAAGUCAUUCUUUCUAGCUAUUCUUGCAUCUUGAUAUGACCUAUCUCUUAUCACUUAUAACCUAUCGCUUGUUACCUAUCGCCGUUCGCCACUUUAACCUUUUUUGAAAUAGCUGUAUUUAGUAUAUUUAUAUGCCAACGAUAAAAUUUUGCGAGCUGUCAUUGGUUCAGAUCGGUCACUUGCAGGAUGGAUGUCAAACGAUAUCCUCUGCCCGAAGCGAUCUCCGUUCAGUGAAAAAAUAAUUCCACAUCACAUACGCGCUGAAAGGGCACAUGGAACCCAAUAUGUAGUUCGUUGUAAAAUCUCAGUAUCUACGAGUUGGCCAUGCACAUGAGAUAUUUAAUUUAGGUUGUGUCAGUAGAUGGGAUACUUAUGGGAUACUCGCAGUCCAGGUGAUUGAGAGAGACUAGGGUUAACUAAGUACGUCAUAGGUUUCCGAACACACGAGUGGGACUUUUGGAAAUUUUGGUUCUCUUCACUUAGAAAAAAAAAUUGAGUGAAGACACCCAAGAACCCUAACCACUAGACCACGAAGCGAAUUCCCUUGGGUGGUCUCAUUUUUUAGUCAUAUUUAAAUACAUAAAUAUUUAUAGUAGCUUAAUUUAUGCUAUCUUAGGGUACGACUACUAGCCGACUGAAUAAAAUCCCCUGACUAUACUCUCCCUAGUCUCUCAAUCACCUGGACUGCGAGUAUCCCAUCUAGACACAACAACCUUUAAUUUUUCACAACAACUUACAACUUUCGCGCGCUAAUUGGUUUAUUUUUAUCAUCAAUAAAAGGACAGACAGAUAAAGCUGAA
Actinia tenebrosa (Australian red waratah sea anemone) is the source of this 3186-nucleotide messenger RNA. RefSeq names its product kelch-like protein 2. The record is from RefSeq and is a predicted model, not a curated record. Gene Ontology annotation, molecular function: protein binding. Lineage: Eukaryota; Metazoa; Cnidaria; Anthozoa; Actiniaria; Actiniidae.